AUGAAAUGCAACACCUGUUGGACCCGCAGAGUUACCUGUAUCCGUCAAGAUCCGACCAAGGCCUGCGACCUCUGUUGCCAACUGAAGAAGAAGUGCUCUCUUCUUCCGUCCAAUCCAGAAAAUCCAAGAAAACAAUCCGCCGCUAACGAAGGGCCUAGCCGUCCAUCAAAAACCCAAAAUACAGACCUUCCACCCUCAUCUCCACUUUUGACUCCAUCAAAAUCAUCUACGCCCGUGCUCGGAACCCCUCCUCCUCGAGAGAAAUCCAGCCGAACCCGUUGUUCCCCACAUAUACCUCCGUCACCUCCUCGACAACAAUCACCAUCUCCUCAAGUCUCCGAUCGCACUUGCAACAUGCUGACACCAAAGCCCGUCCGUAGCCACUAUGCUACCUCCGCAGCUUGGGCCAACUCCAUGCGUCAUUGGAGCCAGAAACACAACCUAUGUGAGCCUCUAGUUGAUGAACGCUUUGCAGAACGCCUCGCCACCGGUCUUUGCACUCAAGAACAACGCCAGAAAACCGCCCAUCCGCCUCCUCAAGAGGCAUCUCAUCACGCUCCGCCUUCUCAAAAGGCGCCGUAUCAGUCGCAGCCGCAAACAACGUGCCGCCAAACUCCUCCAUCUCCGAUCUCUCGUCGCCAGCGCCAUAUCUCAACAGACGAUUCUCCGCCCUGUUCUUUGGCUCCAAAUCAAAACCACCCGUCUGUUCCAUCCAAACACGCUCCCAACACCGCACCGGCUGCCAAAGGGUCCUCUACACACGCAAAUUCACCGGAAGGGACCAACGUCCACAAUUCUGACUCCGCUCCUCAAGACGCCACUGAGCCACCUUGUUCUACAAACUCCCCCAACGCCACUCCGCCACUACCUAACAAUCCUUGCCUCGCCGCCAACCCCAACUUCCUCAGGGCCUACAAAGAAAGUGUUGUUACCAAGCGCAUCAAAGAACUCCAUCAACACAUUGAGUUUCUGCUUACUCGCUCCAAUCUUCCGCCGCCGGACCGUGUUUGCUACUUCACCGGUAUCCUCUGCUCAGAUCAAGUUUUCCGCACACGCGCCAUUGAUGUUCUCCCCAUUCAGCCACUAGAUCCCGCCAAUGGCACUCCUCAAGAUCACGCCUGCCACGGUACUAGUUUGUAG
Molecule: messenger RNA, 1140 nt
Organism: Puccinia triticina
Lineage: Eukaryota; Fungi; Basidiomycota; Pucciniomycetes; Pucciniales; Pucciniaceae
Exons: 2
Coding region: 1-1140 (379 amino acids)
Source: RefSeq, a predicted model, not a curated record